Molecule: messenger RNA, 1502 nt
Organism: Cucumis sativus (cucumber)
Lineage: Eukaryota; Viridiplantae; Streptophyta; Magnoliopsida; Cucurbitales; Cucurbitaceae
Product: RING-H2 finger protein ATL11
Exons: 1
Coding region: 297-1412 (371 amino acids)
Source: RefSeq, a predicted model, not a curated record
CAUUGUUAACGUCAUUUUUUUAUAAAAUAAAGAUUAAUUAAAUUAAUUAAUCAAUUUAACAAUCAUUUAAUUAUGUAAAUUAAAGAUAAUGGAUAACAUAUAAUCACAAUUUAAUUAGAUAAUAUCAAACGUGGCCACCAUCGGCGUCUCUCUCAAGGUGCAAGUCAACUCCAUCGCCACUCAAAUUUCUUGUUCUUCACAUUAUUAACCAAAAGCCUCCUCCAAUCGCCAUUUUCCCUCAACUUUUUUUUAACCAAUUCUAAAGAAAUUUGAAAUUUCAUCUCCCCCAUUUGUUGAUGAUUACAAUUAUGGUAAUCGGGAAGAAGAAUCACGUUCUCACUUGCCAAUUUUUGUUACUUAUGUUGCUACUGUUACUGCUGCCGCCACCGCCGGCCGCCGCCCAAGAGGCCGGAACUGGAACGAUACCGGUAUCGUCGGAGCCGGAGGUAAGUAAAACCAUGGCGAUUGCAUUUGUCGCGCUGAUUUCUGGAUUCUUUGUCCUUGGCAUCGUCUCCAUUUACACGCGUCGCUGCAGAGAGAGGAGAAUGGGUGGUGUUGGAAUUGGAAUAGGUGGCGGAGGAGGAGGCGGCGGCGUGCCGUGGAGGCCGUCGCGUGGAUUGGAUCCGGCGUUCAUCGCGACAUUCCCGACUUUUGUGUAUUCGAAGGUGAAAGGGCUGAAAAUCGGAAAAAGCUCGUUGGAAUGCGCCGUUUGUUUGAAUGAAUUUGAAAAUAGCGAUAUGCUGCGAUUAAUCCCGAAGUGUAGCCAUGUUUUUCACUCGGGUUGUGUUGAUGCUUGGUUAAUUUCUCACUCCACUUGUCCUGUUUGUAGAGCUAAUCUCUGUCCUAAACCUGGUGAAGUAACAUUGUCGAUCUUUAACUUCGAUCCAUCCACCGGCUCAGAAAGAAUCGGACUCGAACAGUCGCCGACGCCAUCGCCAUCCCCGCCACCAAACCACGUGACAAUUCCGGUGGUAGAAGACCGCCGUGCGGCAACGGAGACGACGAAUGUGACGAAUCCGAGUCCAGUGGCGAACUGGAGUACUCCGACGCGGUCGAGGUCGUUGGGAUGGCGGUUGAGUGAGAUAUUCCAACGCUCUAACUCGACCGGUCACGAGCGGUUCACUUUGCGAUUGCCGGAGGCGGUUCGGAGCCAGCUGCUGAACUCGACUUUGAACCGGACCAGAAGCUUGGCAGAGUUGCCGAGAGUGCAGAGUUCGCGACGGGGAUAUCGGGGUGGAACCGGGGAGUCUGGUGGGUGGAGGAAGUUUCUUCAACGUAAUUUUUCGUUGCCGGCGCCGUUAGUCGGAAGGACUGCCGACAACGGGCGCUAUCCGGUGGAUGAGGAUUUAGGCGAACGGUCGUUUGCGCGGCUGACGUCGCGUGGAAAUGGUCCGAGUACAGCGGCAGAAUAGCUUUAGCAUUCGUAUGAUUUGGGGUUUUUUUCCUUUUUGGCAUUUCUCAAAGAAUGAAAUUUGUAAAUAUACAUUUGAAAUUUUUCUAAA